Cololabis saira (Pacific saury) is the source of this 2111-nucleotide messenger RNA. It is a transcript of the gene bach1b, whose product is annotated as BTB and CNC homology 1, basic leucine zipper transcription factor 1 b. The record is from RefSeq and is a predicted model, not a curated record. NCBI's taxonomy places the organism in Eukaryota, Metazoa, Chordata, Actinopteri, Beloniformes, Belonidae. Gene Ontology annotation, molecular function: protein binding; RNA polymerase II cis-regulatory region sequence-specific DNA binding; DNA-binding transcription factor activity, RNA polymerase II-specific. The transcript is spliced from 4 exons. Gene Ontology annotation, biological process: regulation of transcription by RNA polymerase II. The coding region runs from base 1 to 1890 and encodes 629 amino acids.
AUGCUGGGCCCCCGGUCCUCCACCAUGGCGGCCCCCCGGUCCCCCCGGUCCCCCCGGUCCUCAGUCUUCACCUUGGAGUCCGCGGGCCACCCCUCCCACGUGCUGCGCGGCCUGGACGAGCAGCGCCGCCGGGACGCGCUCUGCGACGUGACCGUGGCCGUGGAGGGCCGCGCGUUCCGCGCGCACCGCGCCGUGCUGGCCGCCUGCAGCGCCUACUUCGCCCAGAGGAUCCCCCCCCUGACGCAGCAGCCGGGGGCCGUCAUCAGCCUGCCGCCGGAGGUGACGGCCGCCGGCUUCGAGCCGCUGCUGAGUUUCUGCUACACGUCCAAACUCCACCUGGACCGAGACAACGUCCUGGAGGUUCGGGCCGCGGCGUCGGUGCUGGGCGUCCCGGACCUGGACGAGGCGUGUUUCCACUUCCUGCUCCCCAAGUUCCUGUCCCCCGGCGAGGGGGGGCCCCCGUCCGGGAGGAAGACCUGCUGCCAGAGUGGAUGCCGCCGGCGGCCGUUGAAGGAGAGCUGCGGUGGACCGGCCGCCGACCCGGCGCCGCGGCAGGAAGUGCCCCUGGACCCCCACCGACCGGUCAACGGAGCCGCAGAGCCGACUCCUGCACCUGCGGAGGUACCUGGGGGGACCGACCCGCGAUUCCUGCAGUGUCCCAAGUACCGCAAGUUCCAGCUGGCUUGUGGGAAGGAGACCCCGGCCCCCCCCUGUUCCCCGGGCCCCGGAUCUGUAGCCUCGUCUGGACCUUCAGCCUCCGUCACGUUCCCUGACGCUGACGCAGCGGAGACAGGAGCUUCGGACCGAACCGGACUCUGUAAUGAUCUGGGAGUCCGAGACCCCCAGGUGAAGCAGGAUCCUCUACCUCUUGGGGUCCUAGACCCCCAGGCGGUGCAGGAUCCUCCAGGGGUCCUAGACGGGGACCCUGCGGUCCACCGGUCCCUGCAGCACGAGGCCCUCAACAUUGACCUGACAGGAGACCCCGGUCCAGGAGAGUCGGGGUCCCCCCAUCAGGGAGGAGAUGAGGGGCCAGGGAACGAGAUCAGCGCCCAGGAUAGAGGAAAAGGAGAACCAACGGGGAGCAGGGGGGGCCUGGGGCCGGACGAGGGCCCCUCUUACCUCAGCACCCGGGACCCCGGGGACCCCGGGGGGCUCCGUACGGCCGUGGGCGGGGCCGGAUGUCUAGACUGGCACAAGAUCCACCAGAACCUGGGCUUCUCCUCCGGGGCCCGCUGCCCCUUCUUCAGGGACCUGGACUGCCCGUGGAGGGGGGCCCCCGUGGGCGAGGGGGCCCUUGAGGGCGAGGGGGCCCCCGAGGGCGAGGGGGGCCCCCAGUCGGGGGUGUCGUCCCUGAACUCGGGCGAGGACGGGGACUCGGGGACGGACACCGAGGGGGACAGCGAGUCCUCGGCCCGGGAGCGAGCCAGGCAGGUCCGGUUGCCGUUUCCCGUGGACUGGAUUGUGACUCUGAGCCGGAACGACUUCCAGACGCUGCUGAAGCAACACGACUUCACUCAAGAGCAGCUCGAUUUUGUCCACGAUAUGAGACGACGCAGCAAAAACCGGCUGGCGGCGCGGCGCUGCCGCAAGAGGAAGCUGGACUGCAUCUACAACCUGCAGUGUGAAAUCAACAAGCUGAAGACGGAGAGGGAGACGCUGAUGCUGGAGCGCCGGCAGCUGGGCCAGCUGAAGCUGAAGACCUGCCACAGCGUCACCACCUUGUGUCAGAGGGUCUGCAGCGAAGCCCAGCUGCAGCCGGAGCAGCUGCAGGUGCUGGCCCGGUACAGCUCCACGGACUGCCCCCUGUCCUCCCUGCUGCCCCGCGGAGACGCCCCCCCCGUCCCAGCACAGACUCCAGGCGUCCCCCCUGGAUCGUACCGGGGGUCUUGAUCAGUGUGCGGCAUCUGAGGACACGUCUCCAGCCAGCGGACGCCCCUCACCUUAGAUGCCAGAGGCCGUUAGAGUACCGUAUAUUCCACACCAUAAGGCGCCUCCUAUAGAGGGAAUCAUAUCACUACCUAUAGAGGGAAUGCGCAAGACGUCACAGAUGCGACUUCACAGCGGGUUUCGCCCACUGAGUGUCAGAAAGACUGAGUGUCAGAAAGACUGAG